Lycium barbarum (goji berry) is the source of this 1839-nucleotide messenger RNA. RefSeq lists its product as uncharacterized. The record is from RefSeq and is a predicted model, not a curated record. Lineage: Eukaryota; Viridiplantae; Streptophyta; Magnoliopsida; Solanales; Solanaceae. The coding region runs from base 121 to 1839 and encodes 572 amino acids. The transcript has 5 exons.
CAGUAUAUUUCUUGUGUGUGUCUAUGUUUUAUACAAUUGUUUCAGCCUUAACUUAGUGUUGCAUUUUUAUUUUAGGAUCCUAAAUUCUAUGUUAGGAGUCAUCCUGAAGAGGCUCCAUCGAUGCAACGGUACACUAAUAUCGAGGUGUUCAAAGAUAUCAAGAGUAAGCUAACUGUUGCACAGUUAGAGAUCUUUUCCAAGACAAUAUUUGGGAAAUUCCUCGGAAUGCAGCACCUGGAGGUUCAAGCACAAAUUUUUAGGUGCUUCAUGGUAAGAGAGCUCAAGGAGAGCACUUCUGAUUGCUUUACAAUUGAUAUAAAUGGUACCGUAUUGAGAUUUACCAUGAGAGAAUUUGCCCUUAUGAGCGGGCUAAAUUGUGUAGCCGAUGAAGGUGAAUUUACAUACGAUGAGGAAAAAUCGAAUAGGAUUAUGGAUGAUUAUUUUGGUGGAACUAGGAGUAAAGUAAAAAGAUUGGAGUUCAUUGAUUGCUUUAAGAAUAAGUGUUGGGGAGAUAAUGAUGAGGACGCUGUUAAGUUUGCAAUUUUGUUUUUUAUAAAUACAUACAUCUUUUGCGGUGAGCCUAGGAAAACGAAUAUACCAAGGGUUCAUUUUGAAGUGGUUGAGGAUGGAAGGUAUGUAGAUUAUCCAUGGGGCAAAGAAGCUUUUAACGAGUUGAUUAGAAGCAUCAGCAAGAAGUAUUCUGCCACAACACAGUAUUAUAGGAUCCAUGGGAUGCCACUGGCUAUGCAAGUUUGGCUUUAUGAGUGUUGUUCAAGAGUUCCAUCGUAUCUCGCUAUUAAAUCCGGAAUUUCCAUUCCAAGAAUGUUGAAUUGGAGGUCCAUCGACAGUCAGCCCAAAUAUAAUAUUUUGAUGGAAGGCAUUUUUAGAGACGGCAAACAGUCGAGCUAUACAUUUGCAAAUACAAUCCCCACUAGCAGUGAGUUGGAGAGCCUCCAAUUGCCCGAUGUUGUUGUCUGUCGAGAUACAGUAGACAAAAAUGUCUUAGUUGAUGCCAAUGAAGGUACCCAAGUCACAGAUAUGCCAGUGGAUGACUUUGAUGAUUUCAGUACUACUCCCCCCCACCUUUCUAAGGGCAAACAGCAACAACGGACGAAUCAGACAGAUUCUCCACCUUCAAAGAGACGCAGACAACUUCAUACAACAACUUCCACAUCUAAGAAACAACAAAUCCACACCGAACCACAGACAACUGUGAAGAAGAAUCACAAGGAUCAAAAGGUUGCUCAAAAACCUAUUUUACAGAAGUCUGCUUCACCAAAGUUGAAUGAACAAAUGAAUAGACCCCGAAACACCACAGUCCUACGUAAUGUCCCUACUAGUUCCAUGAAAGAGGAAAUGCAAUUGCUAAGGAAAGAUUUUCAAGUUUUCAAGGAAUCAGUCGUUGGUGAGUUCACAAGUGAGUUGUCCAAGCUUCGAACUUUCAUGGAUGACCACUUCAAGAAGCUAUUUGAAGCAAUCAAGGUGAACAAUUCUGCGGACAAGGCUGCCGAUAGUGAGGCGCCGGAGCAUCAAACUGAUGCUGGGCUACAGUUAACGCCUGAAGAAAACUUACGACAUGAUUCUACCAUUCAAACAUCUCCUCCGAAACAUGAUGAUGAGUCAAUUAACGGUGUUGGACCAAAGUUACAUGAGGAAGUUCCGGAAAUUGUAGUAACCGCCGGAAAUUUAAGAGCAGAUACACGUAAAGCUUCAUCUGAAGAGAUUAAUUGGGCGGACGAAGGAUCUUUCAAUUCAACAGAGGUAAAUUUUACAUUCAAUCUUAUAGAUCUUUUCAAGAUACUGCUAUACUUAACAUUUAUUAAAUCUCCUUUUUUUUAG